CUGGUUUCCCCGCCGCCGAUAGGCCAGUAGAGGCAGAAGCCGCCGCUGUCAGUCAGCUGUGAGCCGUGUUAGCUAACCUCUCCGGCACGGCAGCUCGUCGCUGACAAGAAGAGGGGACAGAAGAAAGCACAUGAACAUCAUGGCCAGUGUUAACCAGAUAUCGGCAGUGGGCGAGGUUCUGGUGGACCCAGGAAUGGACCUGACGCGGCGCUUCAGAGCCUUGUUCACCCUGAGGAACCUGGGAGGUGCCGAGGCCAUUGAAUGGAUCAGCAAAGCAUUCAGCGAUGAGUCUGCCCUGCUGAAGCAUGAACUGGCUUACUGCCUGGGACAGAUGCAGGACACACACGCCAUACCAGUGCUCACCGCUGUGCUCAAAGACACACAGCAAGAACCCAUGGUCAGACAUGAAGCAGGGGAGGCUCUCGGUGCAAUUGGUGAUCCCGUGGUUCUGGACCUGCUGAAAGAGUAUAGUCAGGACCCUGUGAUCGAGGUGGCAGAGACGUGCCAGUUGGCCGUUCGUCGAUUGGAGUGGUUGCAAAACGGAGGAGAAGAGGGCGGAGCCACGGACAAGAACCCCUACAGCUCUGUAGACCCCGCCCCCCCAGCAGCGAGGAAGAGCGUCUCAGAGCUGCGGGCCAUCCUGCUGAAUGAAAGCCUGCCCCUGUUUGAACGCUACCGGGCCAUGUUCGCUCUGCGCAACCUCGGCACCGAGGAGUCCGUCCUCGCUCUGGGAGACGGACUGCAGUGCUCCAGCGCUCUGUUUCGGCAUGAGAUCGGCUACGUCCUGGGUCAGAUGCAGCACCCGGCGUCCAUCCCCGCCCUGCGCGCGGCUCUCGAGCGUCCCAACGAAAACCCCAUGGUCCGCCACGAGGCAGCCGAGGCUCUGGGCUCCAUUGGCAAGGACGAGUGUGUUGCUGUACUGCAGCGUUACCGUGGGGACGGGGAGCGCGUUGUCAAGGAGAGCUGCGUGGUUGCGUUAGACAUGCUGGAAUAUGAAAACAGCGACCAGUUCCAGUACGCUGACGGACUGGUCAGGCUACAGGGGUAAAAGUCAGAGUUCAGGAUUACAGUCGUAACUCCUGGACUCCUGUGGACUUUCACAAACAAAAAAACAGCCCUGCUUCUCAGCCACUGCGGGAAAUGUCUUAUUUUCACACUUGCAACUUCUCAACAUUACAUUUGAGAUUCUACAUGUUGUUUGUGCAGUUGAUCUCAAAGUAGGAUGCAGAGCUCCUUGUGGGGGUUUCAGGGGUUUCCCAGCUGAUGAGGAACAGUUUAAUAUCCCUAUAAUGGAACUCAUAUUCCCACUUUGGCAACGUCCACGAAUUCUAAUAGUAGUUUUCACUUGCACCACAGUAAUCACACUGUGUCUCACCAUGCAGACACAGCUACAGUUCAGCCCUAAAAACAGUAACAAAAAUCUGUCCUUGUGGAUUUCUGGGAUGAAAUCUAAUUCAAUAUGUAUCUGUGGUCCCGUGACCCAGCUGGAUCUCUGACAUGAGAACAUUUGAGAGGCACGAUGAAAACUGAUCAGCACAUAAACCACAAUACAGAUGUCUUUUACGUCCAAACCAGCGCAGCCAGUUGGUGGGCUGCUGGGACGUCAGCUGUGGACUGAGGGCUGGUGGCUGCAUGUCGGGGUCCCGUGGCUGUGUGCCUACCGCUCUGACUGCUGCCGUGUCUGGACUGUCCUGCUGAUCAGGCCUGAGCUCACUUCACAUUUUGUUGUUUCUGUUUGAUGUAGAACAGAGAUCAGCCAGUGUUUCUGGUGUCGAGAUACCAAAUGUAGGGGCAGCCAGCCCUCUAAACUGAGAUGGUUACCUUCAGAAUGUGAUUUGCUGCCGAAUACUGAUUGCCAGCUUACAACUGUAAUCAAUAACCCUCUCUACUAGAGUACUCAAACUCUAAUUUAAUGUGGUCAUUUUCAAUUGGUUUUGGAUCGCUUUAUCUUGAAAGUUAUGCGGUGGUGAAAGGAGCAACUGAAAUUUAUAAAAUGAAAUUUUACUUUGUGUUCAUUGUCUAAUAUGUAUUUGUUGAAAAAUGGUACCACUUUACAAUAAAUCUAUCCUUAUAAUGGAUUAUGAAUGGUUUAUAAUUAGGUUUAGCCUUUGUCGACAUAUGAAAACUGUGUUGUAAUGGUUUAAUUGUUAGUAAUGAUAAUUAGUAACCUAAUUCUCAACCAUUCCUAAACCCUUUUAAGGGUCUUAUUGUAAACUGGCACUGAAAAGUCUUAUCUGUAAUCUCUCCACUUCCUAAGUGCUUUUCCCCUCAGACGUGUUGCUGACCAGUCCUUGAAAUGAUCAGGUAUUUAUUCAUAAGCAUUAAACUGAUUGGUGCCUUUUCCACCAAUGAUAAGACACUCACAGUUUCUGUGAUGUGAUCAUGUGAUCUGUUGCAUCACAAGUGUGAUUUUGGCGCAGCCUGUCGAGGUGUGUGUGAGCUCUGUCAGCUCUAACUCUGUUACAACAAUAAACGGCUUGGAGGUCUUAUCCAUCACC
This is a messenger RNA of Myripristis murdjan (pinecone soldierfish), 2498 nucleotides long. RefSeq names its product deoxyhypusine hydroxylase/monooxygenase (gene dohh). Gene Ontology annotation, molecular function: deoxyhypusine monooxygenase activity. The transcript is spliced from 6 exons. NCBI's taxonomy places the organism in Eukaryota, Metazoa, Chordata, Actinopteri, Holocentriformes, Holocentridae. The coding region runs from base 131 to 1048 and encodes 305 amino acids. The record is from RefSeq and is a predicted model, not a curated record. Gene Ontology annotation, biological process: peptidyl-hypusine biosynthetic process.